Molecule: messenger RNA, 3806 nt
Organism: Diorhabda sublineata
Lineage: Eukaryota; Metazoa; Arthropoda; Insecta; Coleoptera; Chrysomelidae
Product: acyl-CoA Delta-9 desaturase-like
Exons: 5
Coding region: 113-1360 (415 amino acids)
Biological process (GO): unsaturated fatty acid biosynthetic process
Cellular component (GO): endoplasmic reticulum membrane
Molecular function (GO): stearoyl-CoA 9-desaturase activity; iron ion binding
Source: RefSeq, a predicted model, not a curated record
GAGUUUCCUUUUUGCUAUACAUAUAUAUAUAUAUAUUUGUUCUUUCGAUAUAUUUUGGAGUUAGUCUUCGUGCGAAUUUUGUCAUAUUUACAUCGGGAUUAGAAAUCUAGUGAUGAUGUUAUAUUCACUUAAAACGAAAUUGUUAGUUUACUUCAAAUUCGUACCGAAUAAUGGUGAUAUGGCUCCUAAUUUGUUAGGAAGUACUUCUUCGUUCAUGAUGGCGGAACCGACGUGUGCUGAACCAGUUCAGAUAAUAAGCACCAAAGAUAACAUCCAACAGAAUCAUCAGGCGCACCAACAACCUACUAGACAGUCGACAAAAAGGAAACAACCUAAAUACAAAUGGGAUAUUGUAUGGAGAAAUGUUAUGGCUUUCUUACUUUUACAUGCUGUGGGAGUGUACGGAUUUUACUGUUUACUUCUUGGAAGAGUUAUGUGGAAAACGAUAAUGUUCAAUACUCUGUUGGCUGUCUUCGCCGGUUUAGGAGUUACAGCUGGUGCCCAUAGACUUUGGGCGCACAGAACUUAUAAAGCAAAAUUACCAUUCAGAGUGCUACUCGUAUUUUUCCAAACAAUAGCUUUACAGAACGACAUCUACGAAUGGGUGAGGGACCAUCGGGUCCAUCACAAAUUUACGGACACCGACGCCGACCCGCAUAACGCGAGUCGAGGUUUCUUCUUCUCGCAUAUAGGAUGGUUGAUGGUUAGAAAACAUAAAGAUGUUAUAGAAAAAGGGAAAACUGUAUAUAUGAGCGAUGUCGAAGCGGAUCCGGUGAUUAGAUUUCAGAGAAAGUACUACGUUCUGCUGGUUACUCUAUUAACUUUCUUAUUACCAGCUCACAUCCCAUGGUACUUCUGGGGAGAAAAUUACUUCUUGGCUUGGUACACGUGUAUAUUUAGAUACACUUUGUCCCUCAACUUUACUUGGUUGGUAAACAGUGCUGCUCAUAUUUGGGGAACUAAGCCUUAUGACAAAUCUAUAAAUCCAACUGAAAACAAAUACGUAGCAAUAUUGGGAUUCGGUGAAGGCUGGCAUAACUACCACCAUACUUUUCCGUGGGAUUACAAGGCAGCAGAACUUGGCGAUUAUAAAAUGAAUUACACGACGGCGGUUUUGGAUUUCAUGGCUUACAUUGGUUUAGUGUACGAUCGUAAAACAGCGUCAGCCGAAAUGGUCAAAAAGAGAGUUGACCGCACUGGCGACGGAUCUUGGACUAAUGGAAAAGCAGAAGAAGAAUCGCGACCAGAAGAUGAACAUCAUCAUUCUUAUGAAGAUUGCGUCUGGGGUUGGGGAGAUAAAGAUAUGAAAGAAGAGGAGAUUAGAGACGUUAUUGAGUUUAAUAAUUUAAAAGAGGACUAAAUUUGUUUUAGUGUGAUUGUUGUUAUCAUUUUAUUUAAAUUUUGUACGGCGUGACUUUAAAAUUAAGAAGUAGUUUAAUUUGAAGUAUUUAUACAAAUUACAAAAUACAAAUUUUGUAGCAGCUCAUCUAAUUAUAAAUGAUACAAAUAAUUACAACUCUCAACGUGUAAUUUUGAAGCUUUAUUCGUUGUUAUUGGUUGAAUACAUCAAAAAGUAGAGUUGGAUGUUACUAGACAGUCGCAUCUUUAAAUUUAGUGCUUUUUUUAUCCUUUUUUUUUUCCUUAUUUCUGCCAUAUAAUUUCGUGGUUUUCCUUGUUCACUGUUUCCUUUAAACUCGAGAUCCCCAAUUGUAUAUUUAAUCUUCCCAUCUGCAUUUCAUUCUUCGUUUCGAUCUUUUUCGUAUUAGUUUCUACUAUUUUCUUUAAUUAGUUUAAAUUCCAGGUAUUUCCAGAAGAAAAAUCACAAACAGAACAUCAACAUCAUAUUUAUCAGUUAAAUUAUUUGUAGUUUGAUUAGAAUUUACAAAAAAAAGAUUUGAAUUUCAGUUAAAUUAUUUAUUUUUUAACAUUUAUAACUUUCUCGUUCAUAUGAAUUGGAACCAUUUCUAAAAAUUCUCUUUUUCGUGUAUUAGAUUCCGUUCCGAGUAUCUUUAAAAUUGAAUUUAUGUUUCUUUUAAUAUUUCCUGGUUCGUUAAUGUAAUUUUAUUAUGUUUAUCGUAUUGAUGAUCUUUUAUUCUAUUUUCUAAAUACUGAGAUGUCUGUCCUAUGUACACAGCGUCGCAAUUAGUACAAGGCACUUGACAUAUGACAUUAUUUCUUUUGUUUUUUGGUGUUUUUGAUGUUAAUUUGUCGAUAUCACAUUUCGAUAAAGGCUUAAAUAAGUCGAAACGUCAAAUUUUUAUCUGUUUUUAAAAAAUUAUAAAAGGAACUAAUUUCAAAUCAAAAAAGCUCCGAGUUGAUUUUUAUUUUAUCUUGACAUUUUACUUUUGACUAGAAGCAUUAUAAAAAGAUUAAAAAUAAUUAAAAAUAAUUGAAAAUAAAUAAAUAAAAUAAAUUCGAUAGAAUAUGUAAUGAAAUUUUCGUUGAAAUUUGUUUAAAAACGUCAAAAAAAAUUGAUAUUCACCGACAUAUAUGUUUGAAACUCUAAUUAAUUAAAAAAUUUAUUUUGUUUUAUAAAGAUCAUUUCUUUGAUAGUUAAUUUUUGAUAAUUUUCAUAUUAAAUUAAUAUUUUUGCUUUUCAUUUUGUUUACGUAAUGCGUUUGAUGCAUUUUUAUCACAUUUGUGAUCAUUUAUCCUAUUUGCCAGAUAAUGCUUAGUCAGUCCAAUAUAAUUUCGUAAACAAUUUAAACAUCCGAUUAUUUUAUUUUUAAUUUGGUAUUUGGAUACAAUUUUGCGUAUAAAAUGUUGUAUGUAAAGUAUCGUAUAUGUAAAUUUAGUUUUAGCUCUAAUUUAUACAAUUCCUUAAAAUAAGUUGAGAUUUAAUAUUUCCUGGUUCGUUAAUGCAAUUUUAUUCUGUUUAUAGUAUUGAUGAUCUUUUAUUCUAUUUUCUAAAUACUGAGAUGUCUGUCCUAUGUAGACAGCGUUAAAAUUAGUACAAGGCACUUGACAUAUGUAAAUUUAGUUGCUCUAAUUUACACAACUCCUUAAAAUAAGUUGAGAGUUUUUUUGAUCUUUCUUUUCACUUAUUUCUUUUGUAUAGUUGCGUGGUUUACUUUGUAUGCCAUUUCUUCACUCUUCGGCUAUUUCCUUUAAACUCACGACCCCCAAUACUUCUAGGUCCAUCAGCAGCCUGGGUAUUUGCAGCAUUAAACUCAAUCAGUUCGCUUCAACUCCAUUCCAUACGUCGGACAAUUUGUCAAAACAAGUUUCAAGGGAGUAGUAUUAAGAAUUGACACAACUCUAGUAUGUUUAAAAAGAAAUUUAUGGAAUAGUAUUGAUGCUUCUUGUUCUUACAAGCUACUCUGCCACAUUCCAGCAGCCGGUUCUCAAUAUUUUCGAUCUUGUUAUUAUGAUCUUCUUCUUUUUUCUUGUCAAGUUGUCAUCUAAGUGCCCGGCAGUUGUCAAAGGCGAAGUCUUAUCGAUACAUAUAUUAAGCACCAGGUUGUAGGGAAGCCCCAGAAAACGCACAACAUCGUUGUUUGGUGGAGGAGAUUUUGGCGGUGUGGUAAUUACCCAAUAAAAAUAGUUUAGGCAGGGGAGAUCUUGAGAAGUUUGCCAUAAUUAUAAAAUGUGAUUUCGUGAAAAUAUUAUUUCGUUUAUAAAAGUAUUUUCACGAGCGUUGCAUUGAGUUUAUUAUCAUUUUUAAUUAUGAUUAAAACGUGUGAUAUAAAUUGCAAUUAAAAUUUAUUUAGGAGUAGUAAUUCAAAGUGAAGUUAAUUAUAUGCAGGACUGUUAUUUGUUAGCUUUCACAAUGUUCAUAUUUUACGAUAAUAAAGCCUUUAAAUAUA